This is a messenger RNA of Bursaphelenchus okinawaensis, 1912 nucleotides long. The record is from the annotation of a GenBank genome assembly. NCBI's taxonomy places the organism in Eukaryota, Metazoa, Nematoda, Chromadorea, Rhabditida, Aphelenchoididae.
AUGAGAACCAGAUCUCGCAGUCCUAUCGGGCGUCAGGACGAUCGCCGUAGAAAUGGCCCCAGUCAAGGUACGUUUUCCCACAUUUUUGUUUUAUAUUUAGGCAGUUCGCAAACGGAAUCGUGUUUCUCUUUAUAACUACUUUCUCGAAUAUGAUUCUGGAUAUAUUGAUGUGCUUUUUCGGGUUUUCGUUGAAGGAAAGGGUUGUUUUCAGGUGGUAGGUUUGAUCCUCAUAGUGAUAAGAUGGUUUAUUUCACAAAUUUAUCGUACGACAUGUCUUGGAUGGACCUUAAAGACGCGAUCAGAGAAAAAGGAGGAGAGGUGUGUUUGUCAUGGAAUAUUCGGUUGUUGUAGCAACGACUAGUGUUCGGAUUGUCUUACUUUAACGUUACUUGCAGGUACAAUUUGUCGAACUUUUGAAAAACAAGGAAGGAAAGUCAAAGGGUGUCGCUGUUGUUGAGUUUACUACACGGGAAUCGGCCCAAAAGACCAUUGAAGCGAUUCAUCGUGAGAAUAUUCGUGGUCGUGCUGUUUCAGCAAAGGAGAUUAGAGUACGCCUUUGAAUAAGAUUGUGUAGAUCAUAAUUGUUUCAUGUAGAAUUGACAGUUGUAUCUUGAUUAAUAUAGUCAUAUAAUAUAAGUUAGAUUAGUGGUUCUUGUAACGGCGUAUUGUAACUUCUUUUAGGACCCGCAAGCUUUCUUUCGUAAGAUCAAGGAGGAGUCAGGCAUCGAUUUCCUGAAAGAUACUGGCAAACGUGAUCGUGUCCCUGCUUCGAGGGACCGUCGUUCUUCACCUGUGGUGAGAGGACCAAUCGAAACAUACGGAUUGAGUUCUUCUUUCUUGGACAGUUUGAAUUUGAAGCCCCCUCUCGUUAAUCGUGUUUUCAUUACUAACGUAAGUGUUGGUGUUUUGUGGGUUUAUCUCUGUUUAGGUAUCGUACAAUUGUGGUGUCGGGAAGCUGUUUGAUGUAUUUUCUAUGGCAGGAAAGAUCAUGUGGUUCGAUCUUCAACUUGAUAAGGAAGGCAAAUCCAAAGGAAUGGCUGUCGUGGAAUAUUCCCAUCCUAUCGAAGCCGUCCAAGCUAUCUCUAUGCUUAACAAUCAGCGGUUGUUUGAUCGCACAAUCACGGUGAAGAUGGACAGAUUUGAGAAGGAUGCGGACAGAGAUCGGAAUGGUCUUCCAAACGGACUGAAAGGAGUUGGAAUGGGCUUGGGUGCAAAUGGAAGUCCGUUAAGUGACAUUGCUUCAGUUAUUGGGCAAAUGGGAUCUAAUACCAGUACUACUCCAAUGAACAAUUCUUUUUCUGCGAGUAUGUUGUCUCAGAAUUUCCCAUUCAAUCAACCUCAAUCGGCUUCGAUUUUCGACAAUGCAGGAGCGUAUCAGUCGCAGCUUUUGAAUUCGAGCUUGAGUCAACGUCAGAUCUCACCUUCUCCAGCUCAGAUUUUUGGAUCUGCAUCCUCUGGAUUUGCUAAGGAACCGUCACAACAAGGCCUGUUUUCUUCUCAAGGAGGUUUUAACAGCAGUUUCGAACGGAGAUCUGCAGGAGGUUUGGGCCAAAACGGCUUCCAGUCAGCCAGUCGGGAGCCGUCGAGACCUCAGGGUUAUCACUACGACACUCCCAGUCGGGUUAUCUUGAUUAAAAACGUAAUUUUAAUGUUUUCGCUUAUUUUUUAAUUUUUACAUUGCAGUUUUAGUUUUAAACUAAUGUUUCCUUUUCAGCUUCCACAUGACUACACUUGGGAUGUGAUUGCUCAGCGUGUUCGACAGUUUGGAGAUUUCGAAUCUGUUGAACUGGUCAGUUCUGGCAUUGCCAAAGUUCGAUUCCUGCACGUUCAAGACGCCGAAAGAGCCAAAGCUACACUUAACCAAACUCUGGUGGAGAACAACAUGAUUGCUGUCGAAUAUAUAAUGCAGUAA